UAUCCUCUGUGGUUUUGUCCUCUCUAUCUAUCAGCCUCCUUCUCUCUUUUUUCCCUUCUCUUCACACAUCUCAUUGAAGAGCUCAUUUCCUCUGCGACACAUCCCAGCAAAUGCAUUUGGCCUUCCCAGCUCUUCUGCCACGCUGCAGACAGCAGCUAACAGAGGCUUAAAUCCCCCUCUCAUGUUUUUUUCUGCAAGUGUCUCCUGGCUGUGCCCAUGAUGUUUUAUUCUUCUGUUGGUAGAGAAGUUGUGUUUCCAACACAACGGCACUUUUUAGGCUCAGGUUCUCCCAGGUCUGUUGUUGAACAGGUGAAAGAACCACGCUUCUCCUGAACUAUAAACCUUGCAGGGGUCCUUUGCCCAAAAUGUUGCUUGUGUGCGCAUCUUUCCAUUAUCUGUUCAUUCUCAACAUUGUCUUGGAAUGGGACGAGAGCAACAGAAGGCUGUCAUGAAGUCACUGUGUUAAGGACUGUCUCAUUAAAAAGUUGGCAUACCAGAAGACAGAGCUAAUAGUAGACAAGGAAACCUAAAGGAUUUCAAAUAUGAUUGCUUUGGCUUUUCAAACAGUCCACACAAAAUGUGGGAUUUGUAGAGUUCAUAUACAUCUAUCUUUGUUCAUUCAAGCCAUUCCGUAGCUGGAAGGAUCUGGAAAGGACUUGCAUUUUGUCGGAGAUGAAGGCGUAAAUGAUUGAAGCCUGUGAGCACAGUACUCUUCUAAUUCUGAACUCUUCAUGCGCUUAGGACAACUUGUCAACAGUGCGGUGUGAGACAGAAGGAGAAGACAAGCACAGCCUCAAACCUGGCCUUAUGGAGACCAUUUGUCAGCUUCCAGUUGAACUUUCUUCAGAUGACCUAGAUGCUGGAACUCUGCGUAUGUCCUUGUUAUUUUAGACAUGUUCUCUGCAUGGAGGCCUGUCCUUCUAAACAUGCAGAUGACUAUAGCACCCUUGACUCUGAUACCGUCAAACUUGGAAAUAACAGAUAAUGAUCUUCCAAAAGGAAAAGAAGUACCUUGACUUAUGAGUGGAAAUGAUAAUAAAAGCCAGAGGUAGGAAGAGCCGAUGAGACAGCAUGGCCUAUGCGGGGAUCGACCCUGGGCUCCCCAAAGUCACGAGCAGGGAGCCUGCAGCCCUUCAGCCAUCCAGGCACUACGAUUCCUCCCUGCAAAUCCCGACGUCGCACAGGGAAAGGCAGCUCCCAGCUGGGGGUGCUGAUAUGCGGCCAUGGGCAGUCCACGCUGACUGGUUCCACCACGCUCCCCCUUGCAGGAGACCUGCGCACCGUGUCAGAGGUGGGGACAAGACACAGUCACAGACACGGGUGGCAGGUGACCAAGCUAGGGUGGCAGGGAAACACAGAAGCAAAACUAAUGCAAGAGUAUCUUCUUUUUUUCUCCAGCUGUCGUGCACAUGCAGGGUGGAAGGCCGGCUGGAACAUCACCAAGUGGUGGAGAGUGACAUCAGCAAGCAAGGGACUGUGACAUCAUGGAGCCACGGACUGUGAGCUCGCGUCCCUCACUGCUCAUCUCCGGGCGCCGGCAGAGCCUGGCUCAGCCUGGCUCGUGCCUGGACUCCUGCCGAGCAGCCUGCGAGGUGUGGACGUCGGAGCGAGGCUUCUCGUGGUGCUGGCUGGUGCUUUGGGGGCUGCUGUCGGCAGCUCUCGCUCCCAUCCCGGAGCCAUCCCUGUUUUUGCCCAGCCCUGCCUGCUUCAGGCAGCCGGGCAUCGCGGCACACACUUGCUGCAGCGCAGUGCCCAACACCUUGGGCAGCACCAGCGCUGGCCAGGGGAAGCAGCUCCUCCUCCUCAGCUCUCCCCAAGCCGCUGCGCAGCACAAGCAUGGCCAGCGAGACAGCGCGGAGCUGCCCCAUCUGCGGUGAUGCUCAGAAGACCGUCGCCUUCGUGCAGCCCUGCCAGCACCGGUUCUGCCUGGGCUGCAUCCUGCGCUGGGCUCAAAGGACAUCUACUUGCCCACUCUGCAGAGGCCAGAUGCAAGAGAUCAAGUUUUCUGUGCGGGGACACGACCAGCUGUGUGUCACCAUGUCCCCUGCACAGCCAAGCCUGGCCAGCAUCCAGGCCAGCGCAGCUCCCAGCCGCCCGGUCAGCAGCAGCCGCUCUGGCCCCGCAGGGUCCCCUGUGUUCUUUGUGAUGGGGACGCCAUUCCCGGAAGAGCAGGGGGCUGUGGAGACGGAGGACACGGCUGCCGUGGACGGGCUCCUGCCCCAGGUCUGGGCAGUGCUUUUCCGGCGACACCAGCAGCUCCUGGAGCCCGUGCUGCCCUGGCUCAGCCUGGAGCUGGACGCCAUCUAUGAGGAGCAGUGGUGGCUGGUGGUGGCAACAGAGAGGAUCAUUGUGUACGCCCUGUGCUGCCACGGGCUGGACGAGGAGGCCCUGGUCCAGCGCAUGGAGCCCCAGCUCCAGGACAAUGCAGCACCGCUGGUGCGUGGCCUCAUCCAGGUCAUCGUGGAGCGGUGCAGCGAGGAGGCCUGGAGGCUGCUGUGCUCCUACGGGGACGAGGAGGACGACGACGGGCGUGCAGCCAGCCCCAGCCCCCCCAGCUCCCGGGUGGGGACUCCUGACCCCAGGCUGGCCCCCACCAGCCCUGCGGGCUCCGACGUGGAGGAUGAAGCCAGCACGUCGGAGGCCGCCCUGAGCAGGGCUCCCAGCUCCCUUCCACCUGCGCCCGGCCCCGCGCUGCGGGAGCAGCCCCAGGAGGAGCCGGGGCAGGUGGCGCUGGCAGGUCCCUCUGCCCGGGGCCGCAGCCGCAGCCCCUCCGCUGCCGACCGGGGCAGGGACCGCUCGCCUGGGGGGCCCCGGCGCCCCCCAAAGAGAAGGAACCCCGCGCCCCAGGACUCUCCUCAGCCCCGCAAGAGGCGGCCCCGUCGGCGGCACUAGCGGGGCUGCAG
Molecule: messenger RNA, 2903 nt
Organism: Columba livia (rock pigeon)
Lineage: Eukaryota; Metazoa; Chordata; Aves; Columbiformes; Columbidae
Product: E3 ubiquitin-protein ligase Topors-like
Exons: 2
Coding region: 1837-2892 (351 amino acids)
Biological process (GO): protein monoubiquitination; protein polyubiquitination
Molecular function (GO): metal ion binding; ubiquitin protein ligase activity
Source: RefSeq, a predicted model, not a curated record